Molecule: messenger RNA, 692 nt
Organism: Lagopus leucura (white-tailed ptarmigan)
Lineage: Eukaryota; Metazoa; Chordata; Aves; Galliformes; Phasianidae
Product: nucleoside diphosphate kinase
Exons: 5
Coding region: 101-562 (153 amino acids)
Biological process (GO): GTP biosynthetic process; UTP biosynthetic process; CTP biosynthetic process
Molecular function (GO): nucleoside diphosphate kinase activity
Source: RefSeq, a predicted model, not a curated record
UCCCGCAGGGCGGCUUCCGGCGCACGGCCGCCUCCCCCUCCUCCUCCUCCUCCUCCUCCUCCUCCUCUUUCUUCGGCGGCUGCGGAGCUGCGGGAGCACCAUGGCUGCCAACUGCGAGCGCACCUUCAUCGCCAUCAAGCCCGACGGCGUGCAGCGGGGGCUGGUGGGAGAAAUCAUCAAGCGCUUCGAGCAGAAGGGCUUCCGCCUGGUGGCCAUGAAGUUCGUGCACGCCUCUGAGGACCUUCUCAAGCAGCAUUACAUCGACCUGAAGGAUCGGCCCUUCUACCCCGGCCUGGUGAAGUACAUGAACUCCGGCCCCGUUGUGGCCAUGGUGUGGGAGGGGCUCAAUGUGGUUAAAACAGGCAGAGUGAUGCUGGGGGAAACCAACCCUGCGGACUCGAAGCCCGGCACCAUCCGUGGGGAUUUCUGCAUCCAAGUGGGAAGAAACAUCAUCCAUGGCAGCGACUCUGUAGAAAGUGCCCAGAAAGAGAUUAACCUUUGGUUCAAACCAGCGGAGCUCAUCGACUACAGAUCGUGUGCACAUGACUGGAUCUAUGAGUGAUGCCAGUUUCCACAAUGAAUUGUGCCUUCUGACUCAUCUCACUCCAGCUAACGAUCUGGGAGCAAUUAGCACAGCGGUUAUCUUGACGACUUUUCAGAACCAUCAAAAAUAAAUGGAUAAUAUAAAUGAA